AUGGCCUUCGAUUUCGCCUAUCCCUCGUGCGAGAUCCCCGCCAACUUCUCCUUCGACCCUUCUCUCCUCGACAUCCCCUUCAAUGCUGGCCAUGGUCGCUCCAGCUCCCGCGGCUCCGUCUACUCCAUGGCCUCCAACGCCGACUCCAUCGCCGACACGGCCAGCACCCGCAUGAGCACCCCCAGCCGUGCCUCGCCGCCGGUCCACCACCGCGGGCCCAUCCUGCUGCCCAAGAUCCGCUCCCAGGACCAGGCCCUCGCCCAGUCCCCCGCCAAGCGCCAGAAGACGGCCUCACCGCCGGCUCCUUCCAACCCGGCGCCCUCCCUGGUCCGCACUGUUUCCUUCCCCAUGCGCGAUCCCCAAGCCAAGAACUUCUGGUGGGACGUUCGUCAAGUCCGCCCUUGGUCGUCCUUCAAUUUGGAGACCAUCCUGUCUCUGCCUGGCGCGGCAACACUUCUUCAUUGCCCCGUCCCCGCGCCCCUGCUGCCCAUGCCGGCUGCUUCUGCCCGCCACCCUGAGACGGAGUCGGCGCUUCACGCUAUCUACGCAGCUCACUACCUCCCCCGCCUCAACGCGGCGCUCGCCCUCUCCUCGACGACGCCUCUGAGCCUCUCCCUGGCCCCCAAGACGUCAGCGACCAGUGCCAACGCCGAGCCACUUUUCCUUGCGACUUGCUCCACAGACGCCACCUCCGCCGCCGCCAUCUUUGGCGGCAACCCCACCGCCCGCGCCGUCGGUCUCGUCCGCGCUUUCGACCGCUUCAACACGGGCAUGCGCUCUGCCGGUCCCGUCGCCCGCGUCGAGUACCUCCGCGGCCUCGCCGCCAUCCACCAUGCCAUGCGCGCCCACGGCACCCGCUACGGCUUCAUCAUGACCGAGAUUGAGCUCGUCAUCGUGCGUAACGGCAACGAGCGCACGCCUCACUUUGGAUUCCUCGAGGUCUGUGCCGUGCCGCUCGCCGGCGGUGAUGGCGAGAGUGACCUGACGGCCUGCCUCGCGCUCUGGGGCCUUUGCGUCAUGGCUGGUGAUGCUGCUGGUGCCUGGAAGGCUGAAAUUGGGGCUCCGGCCGAGGGCACGAGACGCAAGGCCCUUGCGAGGGACUCGUGGAUGCCGACGCCGCAGCUGGCAGAGAAGAGAGAGGCCAAGAGGGCGAGAGGAUGGGUCUGGCCUGAGGAUGCUGUGGGCAGGAAGGAACUGGGCAAGAGGGGAGUUCGUUACGGGGGUGUUUAG
Molecule: messenger RNA, 1230 nt
Organism: Verticillium alfalfae VaMs.102
Lineage: Eukaryota; Fungi; Ascomycota; Sordariomycetes; Glomerellales; Plectosphaerellaceae
Exons: 2
Coding region: 1-1230 (409 amino acids)
Source: RefSeq, a predicted model, not a curated record